This is a messenger RNA of Dicentrarchus labrax (European seabass), 5330 nucleotides long. It is a transcript of the gene tbx2b, whose product is annotated as T-box transcription factor 2b. The transcript is spliced from 7 exons. NCBI's taxonomy places the organism in Eukaryota, Metazoa, Chordata, Actinopteri, Moronidae. The record is from RefSeq and is a predicted model, not a curated record. Gene Ontology annotation, biological process: regulation of transcription by RNA polymerase II; cell fate specification; positive regulation of DNA-templated transcription. The coding region runs from base 1618 to 3681 and encodes 687 amino acids. Gene Ontology annotation, cellular component: nucleus. Gene Ontology annotation, molecular function: DNA-binding transcription factor activity, RNA polymerase II-specific; RNA polymerase II cis-regulatory region sequence-specific DNA binding.
GACAAGAGAUUGUUCUUAUUGUGGAUCAUCGGCCGACUGGCGCCGAGCGGCUCUUUAACAAAACCGAGGCCGAGUUAAUCAGGAGAGCUGCGUUCUUCUGAAGGCAGCAGAGCGAAGUGCAUGGGGAGGCCGGUGGGGGUGGGGACCGUGGGGGCCGUGGCUCCCGGAGCCCCGCACUGUCCUUGGUUUGACAAAAUACAACCUGUCGGAGAUUACACGCAAGCGCGGCCUGCCCUCAGCCCUGAGACUGAGCACUAAAUCAUCUCAUCGCUGCAACUGUUUGAUGUGGAAACACACAAAAUCAGCACACAGCAGCACGAAUAACGCCCCAGUAAUAAUAAUCAUCAUUUACAAAUAAAAAUCUAAAUAUGCCAGAGAGGCUGCAGGGAAUGCAACUUUAUUUGGAAGAAGGAAGAGUUUAGUGAGCACUCACCGCUUUGCUUCUCUCUGAUUUUUCUCUCAAAAAUUCAUUCAUCACCCUUCAUCUGGUUUCCUCUUUUUUUUCCUCCACGCAGCAUCUGGGUUUGUCUUUUCCAGCCUCGUCUCUUUAUUGCGCCGCUGCGGCUGCUGCUGCCUCCCCGUCAGCCCGAUCAGGAAAACCAACAGAUAAAUGGCUCUCGCCUGGGGAAGCCCGGGCUGUAUGAGGCUGGAGUCAGUGCGCGCACACAGCUAACAUAGCCUGGGCUAGUAGUGUGUGGGGCAAAUCCAGCCUAAGCGUCAAAACAGCCGAUAACAUGGAAUAAUUACAAGUCUGUUAUUAUAGAGAGCGACCGAGAGCUGCAGCUCUUUGAAAUAAAUCUCUCCGGAAUGCAGAGCGUGAGCUGCGAGUCGUGGGUUUACUGUUGGGAGUUGCUCUGUGGCAAACGUUGGAGAGCUGUUCCUCUGUACUAAGGUGAGUAUUGAGACAGUGAGUCUGUGGACAGGUUGCUUUCUCCGGAGGCGACAUUGUAAAAACGCAAGCCGAGAGAGGUGAUGCCUCCACCGGCCAAGAACUGAGGGCUGACCCGGUGCUUGGCUUGGAAAUGGGGGUGGGAUUUCCCGAUCUUUCCUGUCAUUGGUUAAUAUUUUAUUCUGUUGACAUGUUUUCUUACUGCUAAUGCUUCCGACACCUUCUUGUCCACCCCCUCCUCUCUCCUAGAGUCUGGCCGGAGCUGUCAGAACCACGCCUAUAGGGGCCCACAAUUGGUCCAGAAAGCGUAAAAUCAGCAAUCAAAGGGGCUUGGUUCAUUAGUGUUGGGGAUGGAGACAGGAAGGACAUGUGAGAUAGUCACAGAUCUGCAGUGAACGGGGCCACAUCUCUCCAGUCAGUGUGGGAUGACUGAAGCAGAGGAACUGCUCUGAGAGGCACUACAGCGCACCCGGGCUCUGCCUUCACAGCGCCGCUUCUACUGAAGGACUCGGCGGAGGAAGCAAAAAGGAAAAGCACACAUCAACAGCAACUCUGGGCUAUUUUCUUCACCCUGAUAACGCGCCGUGAGUCUGACAGGGCGCCGCGCUCUUCUGUACCGCUUUACAGAAAUUAACUGCUCGCGAAGCCGCGGACCUACACUGGCUAUCUGAGGGGGAAAUACCACUAAAAACAUCCAUUAUUUCACUUCGGUUUUUGUGGAUGCACCGAUGAGAGAUCCAGUUUUUACAGGGACUGCAAUGGCUUAUCACCCUUUCCACGCACACCGGCCGACCGACUUCCCCAUGUCCGCCUUUCUAGCGGCCGCGCAGCCUUCCUUCUUCCCGGCGCUCAGCCUGCCUCCCGGGGCGCUCACCAAGCCCAUCCCGGACCACGGCCUGGCCGGGGCGGCGGAGGCUGGGCUCCACCCGGCCCUCAGCCACCAUCAGGCGGCUCACCUCCGCAGCAUGAAGAGCCUGGAGCCGGAGGAGGAAGUGGACGACGACCCUAAAGUUACACUGGAAGCCAAGGAUCUUUGGGACCAGUUUCAUAAACUCGGGACGGAGAUGGUUAUUACCAAGUCCGGAAGGAGGAUGUUCCCCCCGUUCAAAGUGCGAAUAAACGGCCUGGAUAAAAAAGCCAAAUACAUCCUGCUGAUGGACAUCGUGGCGGCGGACGACUGCCGCUACAAGUUCCACAACUCCCGCUGGAUGGUGGCGGGCAAGGCCGACCCGGAGAUGCCCAAGAGGAUGUACAUCCACCCGGACAGCCCGGCCACCGGCGAGCAGUGGAUGGCCAAGCCUGUUGCUUUCCAUAAACUCAAGCUGACCAACAACAUCUCAGACAAACACGGAUUUGUCCAGACAAUCCUGAACUCCAUGCACAAGUACCAGCCCAGGUUCCACAUAGUGCGGGCCAACGACAUCCUCAAGCUCCCCUACAGCACCUUCAGGACCUACGUCUUCCCGGAGACCGAGUUCGUGGCCGUGACGGCCUACCAGAACGACAAGAUAACGCAGCUGAAGAUUGACAACAACCCUUUUGCCAAAGGAUUCAGAGACACAGGGAACGGGAGGAGAGAGAAAAGGAAACAGCUGACCAUGCCGUCGCUGCGGAUGUAUGAGGACCAGUGCAAGGCGGACCGGGAGGGCGCGGACUCGGACGCCUCGUCCAGUGAGCCUACGGCCGGCAGGGACGCCGUCCACUCCCCGCUGGGAGCCGGUUCCAGCCCUCUGAGGUUCAGCAGGCCCAGCCGAGAUGACAAAACAUGCACUGACAGUGAGCAGGAGCUGGAGCAUCACGACGAGCUCUGCGCUGGCUCCAGCAGCCCAGGACCUGAGCCUGUGUCCCCCUACAGCUCUAGGUGCGAGGAGCGUGUGAGGGACAGGUCUAGCACGGAAAAGAAGGACGACUCCGUAUUCAGUAUAAGGAACCUUGAGAAGGACAAAGCGGAGAGCAGGCACAGGAAGGACAACACGGACGCGUCGACAAAGGACUCUGAGGCCGGAGGCAUCAGUGCCAGCAAGGAGGCCUUCUCCCCUCUCAUGGUCCAGACCGAGAGCCCCUCGCACUUCAGUCCGGGCCACUUACAAAGCCUGGCUCUGUCUGGCCUGCACAGUCAGCAGUUCUUUAACCCUCUGAACGCCGGAUCGCCGCUGUUGUUUCACCCCGGGCAGUUUGCCAUGGCCCCCGGAGCCUUUUCUGCUAUGGGAAUGGGGCAUCUAUUGGCCUCUGUAUCCGGAGCAAGUGGUUUGGAGAACGGCAGCCUCUCCGCCCAGGGCACGGGAGGAACCCCCAACCCCUUCCCCUUCCAUCUGUCCCAGCACAUGCUCGCCUCUCAGGGCAUCCCCAUGCCUCCAUUUGGCGGUCUCUUCCCAUACCCCUACACCUACAUGGCGGCGGCUGCAGCGGCUGCUUCAGCCUCUGCCCUCCCAGCCACCAGCACCUCCAGCCCGCUCUCCAGGAACCCCUUCUUGAGCUCAUCCCGGCCCAGGCUCCGCUUCAACCCCUACCAGCUCCCGGUGUCGCUGUCCCAGAGCUCCAGCCUGCUCACCACCAGCCUGCAGGGCGGCCUCAACAACCCGGGCUCUGAAUCCUCCAAACCAGGCAGCAGGGAGACGAGCCCGGCCCCAGAGCACCACAGCAACCUCAAGACAGGAGGGUCAAGCGGGAGGACCGCAUCGCCCAAAACCUCCAUGAAGGACUCGGUGAACGAGCUGCAGAGCAUCCAGAGACUGGUGAGCGGCCUGGAGGGCCAGCGGGAGCCCUCCCCGACCGCAGACUCUCCCAAGUGAUGAAGACUAUCUGUUUGGGAUGAAGACUUAACCAGAGGACUAUAAGUGCAUAUGUCCUGUACAGCACAUUGUGGAGACUGGGAUGAGGGUUGGACCGAUAUGGGUCGGUGAAGGCCGAUAACUGGUGUUUUUCGGAACAAAGCUGCAGAUAGAAAUUCAAUCCGUAAGAUUGAAUUGAAUCUUUUGUUAAAUUCAAAGUACUGAGGACCUGUGGAAACAUUUCAACCAUCAUCAGACCCCAAAACUGUCCCCUGAUUCCCUGAGCUUUAGGGUUAGCAGGCAGGCCCAUGGAAACUCUGGGAUACAUUUCUACACUGAUAGAAUAAAAAUACAAAAUUAGCAAUUCAAUAUAUAAAAUAAAAUAAAAAAACACUAAACUAAUGAUAAAAUAUUUCAAAUCUGACCACUUCAUCAGAGAGUAACACUGAUCAGCUCAACUACAGAAAUAUAAUCAAACUUUAUCAUAUCCAUUGUAAGAGAGGUGGACCACACAGGGCCAGUAUCGGCCCCAUAUAUCGGUCUAUAACCUGCCUGCUGAGGGCCUGCAGCUCCACAGACUGAGCGGCGCACAGUGGAGAGAGAGUGUGUGUUGUUAACGUGAAGCAUUUGAGCAUCCAGGACCCGGUUUUGAAAGAGUCCCCCGAACAGGAGCCUCAUCACGCCGACAGGCAGGUCUCUCAAGCUGCAUCCAAAAAGCUUUUUUUUGACCAGGCCUGAUUAUUUCAAAAGGCAUGGAAGGUGAACGAACACAGUUAGAACCGAUUAUCAUUUCAUGCCAGAAAAAAAAAAUGUUUCUGAACUAUUUAUGUAAUUAAAAAUUAAAAAAACAAAAUCUGUAAAUAAAGCUAAGAUCCAAGAAUAUGCAAUUGGUAUUAAUUUAUUCAAGGCUGUAUAUUAAGCGUGUAUAUAUUUUGAAUUUAAACGUUGCUUUUUCCCACCCUCUUCGUCUUCUUCUCCCCCCCUCCCGUUUUACAUGAACAUAUACUGUAAAUGAAAAGCUAUUUAGCGCUUGUUGGUUUGAGAAAAAGAAAAAAACAACUGUGUAUGAAGCAUCGCUGAUUUCUAGAAGACGUGUGUGCCAUGUUUUAGUCUGCAUCCACCGACAAAUACAGAGAGAGAGACAGAGAGAGACAGAGAGAGACAGAGAGACAGAGAGAGCUCCACAUGGAUUCAAAAACACCUCAGGUUAUUUCACUCCAGCCAGGAGACGUUCGAAGCAAUUCCUCCAACGGGCGCAUCAUUCAUAUCUAUUCAUAAAUAUAUUUAAAGAUGAAAGUAUCUUGUUUAUGCUGGUUGUCCGGGUUUUUUUUUUUUUUUUUUUUGAUUGUCUCACAAUUUCAAUAAAAAAUCGUUGUGCUGAAAUCUUGCAAUUGCAUUAUUAUUAUUAUUAUUAUUAUUAUUAUUAUUAUUAUUACGUGCUUAUCAUUAUAAUAAUCUAGUAGAAAUGUAUUGAGAUCUUUUGAUGAAGUAUGGUUUAACACACACACGCACACACACAUAUAGGCUACACACGGGGCAGGAGCGCCAUCUGUCGGCCAAAUGUCUCCCAGGAAGAAGGGCAGCUUCCUUUUGCAUGUGGUUUGUUGAAUUUGAUAAGAAAAUGUCACUGGCUUUAAUUCACGUGUUAUUAAAACGACAUUUAAAUCAGA